UGUCUCUCUCUCCUCUGUCUCUCUCUCCUCUCCCUGUCUCUCUCUCGUUCUCCUCUUUCUGUCUCUCUCCUCUCUCUCCUCUCCCUCUCUCUCUCUCCUCUGCCUCUCUCUCCUCUCCUUGUCUUGCUCUCCUCUCCCUUUCUCUCUCCUCUGUCUCCCUCUCUCUCUAUCCUCUCUCUCUCUCUCUCUCUCUCUCUCUCUCUCUCUCUCUCUCUCUCUCUCUCUCUCUCUCUCUCUCCUCUCCCUGUCUCUCUCCUCUCCCUGUCUGUCUCUCCUCUGUCUCUAGAUGAUGGUCGUGGUGAUGCUUGUAAGGAUGACUUUGAUAAUGACAGUAUACCAGAUGCACUAGAUGUUUGCUCAGAGAACAGUGGUAUUGGAGUUACAGACUUCAGGAAGUUUCAGACGGUUCUGUUGGACCCUCGGGGGACCACUCAGUCUGACCCUCUGUGGGUGGUCCGAGGACACGGAACCGAACUGCUACAGACUGCAAACUCUGACCCUGGCAUCGCCUUGGGUUUUGAUGAGUUCCGUGCGGUAGACUUCAGUGGGACAUUCUACGUGAACACAGACCGUGAUGAUGACUAUGUAGGGUUUGUGUUCUCCUUCCAGUCCAGCAGACGGUUCUACGUUGUCAUGUGGAAACAGGUCAGCCAGGCUUACUGGGAGAAGAGUCCUUCCAGGGCAUUUGGGAACGCUGGUGUCUCUCUCAAAGUGGUCAACUCAAACUCAGGCCCUGGGGAGGCCCUCCGCAACGCCCUGUGGCACACAGGAAACACCAUACAGCAGGUUCGCACACUGUGGCACGACCCCAACAACAUGGGCUGGAAGGACUACACUGCCUACCGCUGGCACCUCAUCCACCGACCCAAGACCGGCUUCAUAAGGAUAGUGGUGUCUGAGGGCAGGUCCAUCCUAGCUGACUCUGGGCCGGUGUAUGACAGAACUCUGGCUGGAGGGAGACUCGGACUGUUUGUCUUCUCACAAGAACACAUCCUCUUCUCUGACCUCAGAUACACCUGUAGAGAUAACUGAGAUCUGUUCAUACUGAGAUAAUGCUGCACCCCUCCGUCCUCCAUCCUCCUCCAGUCCUCCCUCCACCACUUCACCCUCCUCCAGUCCUCCCUCCUCCAGUCCUCCCUGGACCAAUUCACCCUCCUCCAGUCCUCCCUUCCACCACUUCACCCUCCUCCAGUCCUCCCUCCACCACUUCACCCUCCUCCAGUCCUCCCUCCUCCAGUCCUCCCUCUUCCAGUCCUCCCUGGACCAAUUCACCCUCCUCCAGUCCUCCCUUCCACCACUUCACCCUCCUCCAGUCCUCCCUCCUCCAGUCCUCCCUGGACCAAUUCACCCUCCUCCAGUCCUCCCUUCCACCACUUCACCCUCCUCCAGUCCUCCCUCCACCACUUCACCCUCCUCCAGUCCUCCCUCCACCACUUCACCCUCCUCCAGUCCUCCCUCCACCACUUCACCCUCCUCCAGUCCUCCGUCCACCAAUUCAUCCUCCUCCAGUCCUCCCUCAACCACUUCACCCUCCUCCAGUCCUCCGUCCACCAAUUCACCCUCCUCCAGUCCUCCCUGCACAACUUCACCCUCCUUCAGUCCUCCCUCAACCACUUCACUCUCCUCCAGUCCUCCCUCCACCACUUCACCCUCCUCUAGUCCUCCCUCUACCACUUCACCCUCCCUCCUCCAGUCCUCUCUCGACCACUUCACCCUCCUCCAGUCCUCCCUCCACCACUUCACCCUCCUCCAGUCCUCCCUCCACCACUUCACCCUCCUCCAGUCCUCCCUCCACCACUUCACCCUCCUCCAGUCCUCCCUCCUCCAAUCCUGUACAAACCUGUUAUAAACCUGUUCAUAUAGUCAAUACAAACCUGUUAUAAACCUGUUCAUAUAGUCAAUACAAACCUGUUAUACACCUGUUCAUAUAGUCAAUACAACCUGUUAUAAACCUGUUAUAAACCUGUUCAUAUAGUCAAUACAAACCUGCUACAAACCUGCUACAAACCUGUUAUAAACCUGUUAUAAACCUGUUAUAAACCUGUUAUAAACCUGUUAUAAACCUGUUCAUAUAGUCAAUACAACCUGUUAUAAACCUGUUCAUAUAGUCAAUACAAACCUGCUAUAAACCUGUUCAUAUAGUCAAUACAAACCUGUUAUAAACCUGUUCAUAUAGUCAAUACAACCUGUUAUAAACCUGUUCAUAUAGUCAAUACAACCUUUUAUAAACCUGUUAUAAACCUGUUCAUAUAGUCAAUACAACCUGUUAUAAACCUGUUCAUAUAGUCAAUACAACCUUUUAUAAACCUGUUAUAAACCUGUUCAUAUAGUCAAUACAACCUGUUAUAAACCUGUUCAUAUAGUCAAUACAACCUGUUAUAAACCUGUUCAUAUAGUCAAUACAAACCUGUUAUAAACCUGUUAUAAAC
Messenger RNA from Oncorhynchus keta (chum salmon), 2429 nucleotides. Its product is annotated as thrombospondin-2-like. Gene Ontology annotation, molecular function: calcium ion binding. The coding region runs from base 634 to 1032 and encodes 132 amino acids. Gene Ontology annotation, biological process: cell adhesion; negative regulation of angiogenesis. Lineage: Eukaryota; Metazoa; Chordata; Actinopteri; Salmoniformes; Salmonidae. The transcript is spliced from 6 exons. Gene Ontology annotation, cellular component: extracellular region. The record is from RefSeq and is a predicted model, not a curated record.